Messenger RNA from Penicillium chermesinum, 705 nucleotides. Its product is annotated as spliceosome assembly protein PRP11. Gene Ontology annotation, biological process: spliceosomal complex assembly. Gene Ontology annotation, molecular function: nucleic acid binding; zinc ion binding. Lineage: Eukaryota; Fungi; Ascomycota; Eurotiomycetes; Eurotiales; Aspergillaceae. Gene Ontology annotation, cellular component: U2-type prespliceosome; U2 snRNP; nucleus. The transcript is spliced from 2 exons. The coding region runs from base 1 to 705 and encodes 234 amino acids. The record is from RefSeq and is a predicted model, not a curated record.
AUGGAUUACCAGAAUCGUGCAGGCUCCAAAUUCGGUGGCGGCGGUGUCGCGGACCGCUCCGCAACGAACGCUGACCGUCGCGAGCGACUGCGCAAGCUCGCCCUCGAAUCAAUCGAUCUCGACAAAGACCCCUACUUCUUCAAGAACCACGUUGGAAGCUUCGAGUGCCGCCUCUGCUUAACCGUUCAUCAAAACGACGGCUCCUACCUCGCUCACACCCAGGGCCGCAAGCACCAAACGAACCUAGCUCGCCGAGCUGCCCGCGAGGAGCGCGAAGGCAAACAAGACCCGUCUUCGCUCCCAGGUGCCUACGGCGUACAGGUCAAGAAACAGACGAUCAAGAUCGGCCGCCCCGGAUACAAAGUCACCAAGAUCCGCGACCCCCUCACCCACCAGACCGGACUGCUCUUCCAGAUCUUUACCCACGAGAUCACCCCCGGUGUCACCCCCCGCGUUCGCUUCAUGUCCGCAUUUGAGCAGAAGUUGGAGACGCCGGAUAAGGACUACCAGUACCUGAUUUUUGCGGCGGAGCCGUACCAAUCUUUCGCAUUCAAGCUGCAGUCCAAGGAAAUUGAUCGACGUGAUGGCCAGUAUUGGACAUGGUUUGACGAGGAUAGCAAGAAUUUCUGGCUGCAGAUUAUGUUCAAGACUGAGCGCGAGGAGCGUUUCACUGGUGUACCUGGCUUGGCUCCUCUGCGGACCUGA